Molecule: messenger RNA, 587 nt
Organism: Leucoraja erinaceus (little skate)
Lineage: Eukaryota; Metazoa; Chordata; Chondrichthyes; Rajiformes; Rajidae
Product: triadin-like
Exons: 8
Coding region: 1-420 (139 amino acids)
Source: RefSeq, a predicted model, not a curated record
AUGAUUAAUAUUGGAUUCAAUUGUUUCUUCAAUUGUUUAGAGACUGAAAAAAUAAAGCAAGUGAAACCGAAAUCUCGAGGAAAAGAGGCAGAAAAAAUAAAGCAAGUGAAACCAAAACCUCAAGUAAAAGAAAUUGUGAAGCAAGUGAAAUCAGAAUCUGCAGAGAAAGAUAAACUCUCUACAGUCAAAGCUGCAAGUACCAAGACUGCAACUGAAACAGAGAAAGCUGCUGUUGCAAAGCCAGCAAAGACUAAACCUGCAAAACAUGAAGGUCCUCCACGCUUCUUCCAGUGCGUUUUCCUUGAUGGUCCCAAUGGAUAUGGGCCAAUGUCAAAUGGUCUUCAAAGCCUCAUUGCGACCAAAAGUCACACCAGGCAGAGUGGGGAAUCUGAGAGGAAGCUCAGGUCUCCUGGACAUUAGGUGAAUGGAUGAUGAGAUUAUAUGGAAAACUAUUCUGCACAUUACGUGCCGGAACUUUCAGUCCUCCUGGUCUGCCUCCGUUUGGAGAGCUGCGAACACAGGGAGCACUGAGAAGAACAAAACACUUUACUGUUGAUUGCAACUGCAAAAUAAAACAGGAAAGAUGA